UCAAAGCAAAAAAAAAAACAAUUGGUUUCAAACCUAUAAGCCACAAUGUUCAAAUUGAAUGCGAUGGUUUGCAUGUUGCUGGUACCUUUAGUUGAAUUGGUCCCAAGCAAAGAUGUCAAUAGUGAUGAUGAACUAAUUUUCGUACAUACUGUCUGCAGACACGGAGACAGAAACAUUUAUGAAUCCUAUCCAAAUGACCCGUGGAAAGCAACAGAAUUUCGGAAGGGUGGCUACGCUCAGCUUACAAACGAAGGAAAGCAGCAACAUUAUCAGCUUGGACAGUACCUCCGCAAGCGAUAUUCAAGUCUUCUUGGAAAUGGUGACUAUUCGUCGGAUAAGGUUUAUGUUCGGUCAACGGAUAGUGAUCGUACUUUAAUGAGUAGCCAAGCCUGUCUAGCAGGCCUUUUUCCACCGACAAACGAUCAGAUGUGGAAUCCAAAUCUGGAGUGGCAGCCGAUUCCAGUUCACACUACGCCGCUUUCGAACGACUUUCUUUUGGCUUCUGAUAGAAAAUGCAAUCAUUUCGAUUACAUUAUGCUGGAAUACUUGAACUCAACUGAAUACAAAAGCCUAUUCAAAAAGUAUAAAAAUGUGAUUAGAUACUUGGAGAAGAUGUCGGGCAAACAAUUGCGCACAUUGACGGAUAUCAAUAACUUGUAUGACACACUGCUCGUGGAACAAAUGAAGGGCAAAUGUAUACCUGAUUGGGCCGUGAGAGCAAUGAAACCGUGUGGUGAUCUUGAAUAUUUGGCCAUUUUCUGGUUCAAAAUCUUUACAGUGACGGACGAAAUGAAAAAAUUGAAAUCUGGGUUCUUGCUGAAAGAGAUUUUAAAUCGAUUUACGAAUAAGACACAGUCGAUACUGUCACCGAACCGUUUGUAUUUAUACUUUGCACAUGACAUCACGAUAUCAAAUAUGUUGAAUACACUUGGACUUUUUAAGUUACAUCAGCCUCCUUAUGCAUCGUGCAUCUUCUUUGAGCUAUAUAAAUCCAACGGAAACCCCUAUGUACAGAUUUUCUAUAUGAAUUCCGCCGAAUUGGAGCAUAUCUGGAAUCAUCCGCUGGAAAUUCCAAACUGUGGCACCAAAUGUUCAUUGACUGACUUAUACGAAUUAUACCACGACGUACUGCCCACACAAAGUUUUGAAGAGGAAUUUGUCUUGCGCGAUGGCGAGAUUUUGCCGCCAGAUGGAAAUCCUGAAAACAAUUCCUUGUAAACAGAUUUACAACUUUUGAACGUGCAAUUCAAGUGUCCACCGUAUUUUUUUUCGAAUGUAGAUGAAAUAAAUGCAUCUCUUUAGACCAACUUCGUGGAAUGUAAUGAAAAUUUUAUAUCAUAAAACCAAACAGAUUUACGAAAAGGCCAACUGAAAUUAUUCCCGCGAGAAAUAUAGAACAGGUGCAUAUUUCAAAGCCAGUUUUUAACGGUGUAUUAUUAUAAAAAGAAUUUACGCUUAUUAUAAUGAAAGAUAUGUUUUUUCUUAUUGGAUUAGAAAAAUAUACUCCAAUCUAGUAUUUUCUGUUGUGGUUUUCUGUAUUUUUCUUUGCUAUUUCCAUUGAAGAAGGUACAUAUUUAUUUUGUUACGGAAAUGCAGUAGAACUUUGGAAAAGUUAACUCAUACAAAAGCUAAUUUUUCAGAAUUUUUUUUUCA
Molecule: messenger RNA, 1653 nt
Organism: Sitodiplosis mosellana (orange wheat blossom midge)
Lineage: Eukaryota; Metazoa; Arthropoda; Insecta; Diptera; Cecidomyiidae
Product: prostatic acid phosphatase-like
Exons: 6
Coding region: 46-1218 (390 amino acids)
Biological process (GO): dephosphorylation
Molecular function (GO): phosphatase activity
Source: RefSeq, a predicted model, not a curated record